This is a messenger RNA of Micromonas pusilla CCMP1545, 774 nucleotides long. RefSeq lists its product as uncharacterized. The record is from RefSeq and is a predicted model, not a curated record. Bases 1 to 774 code for a protein of 257 amino acids. The transcript has a single exon. NCBI's taxonomy places the organism in Eukaryota, Viridiplantae, Chlorophyta, Mamiellophyceae, Mamiellales, Mamiellaceae.
AUGGCCGCGGCGGCGCCGACCGCGCGGUUCGCCGCGCCCCUCCCCCCUCGCGCGUCCGCGCCCGCGCCCGCGCGUCGCGCGCGCGCCCACGCGCGCGCGUCGUCGUCGUCCGCGAGCGCGUCCGCGGACGUCGCCGCGCUGAAGAAGGACCUCCUCGCCGCGGUCGCGGCGUCGCGAAAGCCCGGUGCCGACCCGAGCGCGACGAAGCGCGCGAUCCUCGACGCGACGGACGCGCUCGAAUCGAUCGCGGACGACGUCCCAUUCCUGGACGUCUCCGGGCGAUGGUCGCUCGUGUACAGCACCUCGGACGCGAGCAGCGCGCUCGGGCCGCUGCAGGCGGUCCUCGACGACGACGCGUUCCAGAAGCUCGUCGACACGCUGUACAAGACGUUCUUCACGUUUCUGCCGUCGCUCGCCGGGAGCGCGGAGACGGGCGCGCGGGGGGUCGCGAACCAGCAGAUGGUGGACAUCGAGAACGGGCGCGUCGUGAACGUCGUCGACGUCGAGCUCGCGUUCGGCGGCGCCGUGCGCGUGGGCGUCAUGGGGACGAUCGAGGCGAAGGACCCGGACGCGAGAGAGGUUGUCGUGACGUUUACGGAUUGGGAGAUCGGGCCGGCGCCGGGGUUGUCGGACGGGGGCGCGGGGGAGCAGCCGCGCGUGCGGUUGCCGCUGCCGAGGCCGAAGGGCGCGCUGAAGAACACGUUCUGCGACGAGACGCUGCGCAUCAGUCGCGGCGGGCGAGGCGGCGUGUUCAUCACCUCGAGAGUGGACUGA